This is a messenger RNA of Protopterus annectens (West African lungfish), 2552 nucleotides long. It is a transcript of the gene NOL10, whose product is annotated as nucleolar protein 10. NCBI's taxonomy places the organism in Eukaryota, Metazoa, Chordata, Ceratodontiformes, Protopteridae. Gene Ontology annotation, cellular component: 90S preribosome; nucleolus; nucleus. The record is from RefSeq and is a predicted model, not a curated record. Gene Ontology annotation, molecular function: protein binding. The transcript has 21 exons. Gene Ontology annotation, biological process: maturation of SSU-rRNA from tricistronic rRNA transcript (SSU-rRNA, 5.8S rRNA, LSU-rRNA). The coding region runs from base 93 to 2168 and encodes 691 amino acids.
AAGUGUUUUUUUUUUUUUUUUUACUUCCAAGUUUGUGUUGCCAAAGUUAAGUUACUUUGGCAUAUUGAUUCUGUAGCUUUAAGUUUUAAAAUAUGCAGGUUUCUAGUGUUAAUGACGUAAAGAUUUAUAAUCUGAGCCAUGGAAAAUCAUUGCCCCAAUGGCUUUCUGACAGGAAAAAAAGAAAACUACAGAACCAAGAUAUUGAUGUACGCAGAAGAAUUGAACUCAUUCAGGAUUUUGAAAUGCCAACAGUUAGCACUACUAUCAAGGUAUCACAAGAUGGGCAGUACGUUCUUGCAACAGGUACUUACAAGCCACGGGUUCGGUGUUAUGACACACACCAGUUAUCCCUGAAGUUUGAAAGAUGCAUGGAUUCAGAUGUUGUUACAUUUGACAUUUUGUCAGAAGAUUACUCAAAGAUUGUUUUCCUACAUUGUGACCGAUAUGUAGAGUUCCAUUCACAGCAUGGCCACUAUUACAAAACUAGAAUACCAAAGUUUGGUAGAGAUUUUUCAUAUCAUUUUCCUUCAUGUGACCUCUACUUUGUGGGAUCAAGUUCUGAAAUAUACCGACUGAAUCUGGAGCAGGGACGUUUUUUGAACUCAUUACAAACAGAUGCUUCGGAGAAUAUCACUUGUGACAUUAAUCCAGCACAUUGUCUGUUUGCUACUGGUACAGCAGAGGGGAAGGUGGAGACUUGGGACCCUAGAGUGAGAAACAAAGUUGGGGUGUUGGACUGUGCUUUAAGCAGUGUCACAGAGCAUACAGAGGUGGAAGGUUUGCCAUCCGUUACAGCUCUGAAGUUUAAUGGCACUUUGCAAAUGGCAGUUGGCACCAGCACUGGACAGAUUUUGUUGUAUGAUCUUCGCUCAGAUCAACCAUUUUGUGUUAAGGACCACUAUUAUGGAUUGCCAAUCAAGUCUGUCCUUUUCCACAAUCCGCUGGAUUUAGUUUUAUCUGCAGACUCCAAGAUUUUAAAGAUGUGGAAUAAAGAUACAGGGAAAAUCUUCACAUCUAUUGAACCAGAGCAUGACAUCAAUGAUGUUUGCCUCUACCCAGAUUCAGGAAUGCUUCUCACAGCGAAUGAAGCACCUAAAAUGAAUAUAUAUUACAUACCGGCUUUGGGUCCUGCUCCACAGUGGUGCUCAUUCCUGGAUAACUUAACUGAAGAGCUAGAAGAGAACCCUGACACUACAGUGUAUGAUGAUUACAAGUUUGUUACAAGACAAGACUUGGAAAACUUUGGUGUUGCACAUCUCAUCGGUUCUCCCUUGCUUAGAGCAUACAUGCAUGGUUUCUUCAUGGACAUAAGGUUAUACCACAAGGUAAAAACUUUGUCAGACCCAUUUGCUUAUGAAGAGUACAGAAGAGAAAAGAUCCGGCAGAAGAUAGAAGAGACUCGUGCUCAGAGAGUACAAGUGAAGAAACUUCCAAAAGUUAACAAGGAACUGGCUUUGAAAUUGAUUGAAGAAGAAGAAGAUACUGAACAAGGACGGAAGAAAAAGAAAGGAAAGGCUGUUCCAAACAUUCUCAGUGAUGACAGAUUCAAAGCCAUGUUUGAGAAUCCUGACUUCCAGGUGGAUGAAGAAAGUGAAGAAUUCCGUUUGCUUAAUCCAAUUGUUUCUAAAGUAACUGAGAAGAGGAAGAAGAAACUGAAGCUACUAAAUGACCAGGCUUCAUUGGAACAGGAAGAAGAGGAAGAACUGGAAGGAAAACCCAGUGAUGCUGAGAGCUCUGAGACAUCAGAUGAUGAAAAGGAGUGGGUCAAUGAGGUCAAGAUGCAGCACAAACUUUUACGGAAAGAGGAAAAAGUCAAACGUCAGGAAAGGACCAAGCUAGAUCGUCAGACUGCUCUGAAACCACAAUUCUAUGAAAUCAAGGCAGGCGAAGAGUUUAAAACUUUCCAGGAUGCUGGCAAAAAAAUGAAAUUGCAGAAGAAAACUCUUGGAGAGCGCUUGAAGCUUGAAGAAAAACUUGGAACACUCAGUAUGUCUGAUACUACUGUAGGCAGUAAGCAGCUGACAUUUAAGAUGAAGAAGUCUGCAGAGCAAGUAAGAAGGCAAGAUGCUGAAAAACAGCAUCAUGAAGAACGGAAGAAAAUCAGGCGGUCAGCUGGACAUCUCAAGAGCAAACCUUCAAAAAGACCGAUAUUUUUUCGAAAGAAAUAAACACACUUUUACUUGCAUUUAACAGAUUAAGACUGUUUGCUGGAACUUGGCUCUGUUUCCUUUGUCCAGCUUAAAGUAUGAGGAUUAAAAAAAUCGUGGUAAUAUUGCCAUACAAGACACUAUGAAACUGCAGAAAUUCAGAAACUGAAUUCAUAGCACCCACAAGCUCCAUGAGCCAGUUCAGAAUGAAAGCGUUUACUCAGCAACAGUACAAAGUGAUGAAAUUCUUUGGUUUGUUUCUGUUAGUAUGGUAAACAGGAUCAUUGUUAUUUUAUUUAAAAUUUGUAUGAAAUAUUAAUGGCAGCAUCUUUGCCAAAAUAUGCCAACAGAAUCAGAUGAUUUUUUAAUCAAAUAUGUUUUAAUAUAAAAUAAUGUACUGUAUAA